UUCCUGAUCUCUCCCCAGCUGGCUCUGGGCUCUGCCCUACUGAACAUACAGAUCCCCCUGAUGCUGGGUUCUGUGGUGAACGUGGUGUCAGAGUGUAUGGCAGACCAGCAGCAGAACUAUCUACAGAUGAUCGUACCACCUGCCUCCAGGCUCAUGGCUGUCUAUGCUCUACAGGGAGUCCUGUCCUUUGGUUACAUCUGGCUGCUGGCUGCUGUAGGAGAGCGCAUGGCAGCACGCAUGAGGGUCGCUCUGUUUGAGAACCUGGUACAACAGGACAUGGCGUUCUUCGACAGUCACAUGACAGGCCAGCUCGUAGACAGGUUAACCUCAGAUGUACAAGACUUCAAGAGCUCCUUCAAGCUGUGUAUUUCUCAGGGACUGCGUAGUGUUACUCAGGUUACAGGUUGUUUUGUAUCCCUGUACCUGAUCUCACCUAAGCUGACAGGUCUCCUGGUGCUGGUCAUGCCCACUGUGGUGGCGGGGGGAGGCAUGAUCGGAUCAGGACUCAGGACCCUGUCACGGGCGGCACAGGAACAGGUUGCUAAGGGUACAGCUGUUGCUAAUGAGGCACUGGGAAACAUCCGAACAGUCCGGGCAUUUGCAAUGGAGGAAAAAGAGUCCAGACUUUAUGCAGAUGAGGUGAACAAGGCUGGCAGGCUGAACGAGAUGUUAGGUCUCGGCAUCGGCGUAUUCCAGGGCGCCGCCAACUUCGUGCUGAACGGUAUCGUGUUGGGCGUGCUGUUCUCCGGAGGACUGAUGCUCUCCACCAAUGACAUGUCGGCGGGAGACCUGAUGUCGUUCCUCGCCGCAGCACAGAUGAUCCAGCGAUCGCUGGCGUCCGUGUCCAUCCUGUUUGGGCAGGCUGUACGUGGUGUUAGUGCAGGUGCACGAGUAUUGGAGUACAUGCAGCUGGAACCUACCAUUCCCAGAACAGGGGGCAGGAAGAUUCCAUUCCACAGUCUGUUUGGUACAGUUGAGUUUAAGGACGUCAGUUUCUCCUACCCAACACGUCCGGACCAACAGGUGCUCAACAACUUCAACCUCGUGCUGCCGCCAUGCAAGGUUGUAGCUCUGUGCGGGAUGUCCGGCGCUGGGAAGUCCACAGUUGCAGCACUACUGGAGCGCUUCUACGAUGUGGAGGGGGGCAGUGUCCGGCUGGACGGGAAGGACAUCCGAGAAAUGGACGCUACAUGGCUCAGGGGGAGGGUCAUCGGAUUUAUUCACCAGGAGCCGGUUCUGUUUGCCACCAGUAUCCUUGAGAACAUUCGCUACGGCAAGCCUACAGCCACUGACCGGGAAGUCUACGAAGCCGCCAAACUGGCAAACGCGGAUGGCUUCAUCCGAGACUUUCCUGAAGGCUACGACACGGUCGUUGGCGAGCGAGGGAUCACUGUGUCUGGCGGACAGAAACAGCGUAUCGCCAUCGCGCGUGCCUUGUUGAAGAAUCCGUCGGUGCUGGUGUUGGAUGAGGCGACGAGCGCGCUGGACGCAGACUCUGAACGGUUGGUGCAGGAGGCGCUAGAGAGAGUGAUGAAGGGGAGGACAGUACUGAUUAUUGCUCACAGACUGAGCACCAUUGAGAACGCAGACGUGAUCGUGGUCAUGUCCAAGGGCAGGGUUGUGGAGCAGGGCACGCACUCCGAGCUGAAGAGGAAGGGAGGGAUGUAUGCCGACCUCAUCCGCAGACAGACCGAGAACGGGAACCGCCUGUAGUAGUUACACAGCUGCAUGAUGCUGCUUGCUUCUCUGUGCAAUAGCUGGAGUUAUGAUAGCCUGGUAGUUAUCUCAUUCUUGUUCCUGUAACAGUUUGCUAAAGAUUCCUUAUAGUCUGAUUCCUCAGGACUCUGACAAUUUAUUUGAAAUUGUUUGGUCCAUACGUCCUGCAUUAUUAUCAAAAUAUUAAUAUUUCUCUGGAGCAUUGUAAAGGAAUGAAACUAUUUGAAUGCCUAUUUGAACUGGCCUCCUUUGCAGACUUUGGCAGUAGCAGUGUUGUUUUUUUUUUAGGGGGGAGCGCUGGAUCAAGAUUUUCAACAUUCGGCUAAAACUAGACGCCUUUUUCCCGCACAGCAACCAUAGCUCAUGCAUGGAAAUCGAACUUAAGUAUAUAGCCCGCCUUUCGUAAUUUCAACUUGGGUUCAGGCUCUAUGCUCCUUUUCCCGGCAUAGAGAACCUUAGCUCAGCGCUCUUAAAAAAAAUAGAUGCGCCAGGCUGCAAGUCUGCAUAGGAGGCUAUGUUUGAACCCUGUUACUAUGCCGUUACAAGGACUGUGUGACUUGGAGACAAUCAUAUUUACACGCGUAUAUUUCAGGAAAAUAUUCAAAUGCAAACUAAUUGUUUCUCGUUUGAUGGAUGUCUUUUGCCGAGAGCCGAUAAAAGGUCCAGUAAAGAGUUACCAGACUGUUAAGAAUAAGAUGGAUAGCAGGCUAGAUUUAGGUUACGCAAACUUGAUUUCAUUGAAUGAUAUAUGCAAACACUGUGUUCAUUUUAAUUGUUAAAAGAUUCAUUUGAGGUUUUAUGUGUUUUUGACGUUGCUGAGUUUUAAAUGUGGUGAGAACAUUUUAGCUAUCAUAAUGAGAGAAGUUCAAAAGACUUUAUGUCUUUUCAAUACAGUGACAAUGCAGUACCGGUAAAAAAAAUACAUGUACAAUAUUGCAUUCACAGACAUCUUUACAUAAUGAUCGAGAACUAUACGUGUGGUUUUGUGUUGGUCUUUUUGCAUAAUAUGGCAGCAUUGUGCAUUAGAAAGUCAUUUUAGUCUUGGAUACUACAUGCAUUGUACAUCAUUUACAUGUCAUUUUAGUCUUAAUAUGACAUUUUCGUUUUAGAGUAGAUGCCAUUUUUAGUAAAUCAGCAUAUAUCUUGCACUGUAGUUUUUCCUGCAAAGUCUUCCAUCUUAAGGAAGUUUGUGGAACUGUGCUUAAAUGAUAGUAAGAGUAAUUAGUAUAAAAUUCAUUUGGAAACUUUUAAAAAUUUGUCUCUCAUGUUAUACUUAACAUUUUCCUUCAUUUCUCUUUGAAAUUGAUAAGAAAGCUGAACAUAUUGUUGUCCUUUUAAGAUAUCACUUUAUGGUAUCAUAAUUGGGUGUUGAAUGUAAUACAUUGUCACAGUGUGAAAUAGGUACUACUAGUAGGUAAAAUAGUACACAAUAUCUACCAUACUUCAUGUUUGUGUCUCCAAUCUUCUGAUACACCAUUUGUUUGAAAUCUUAAAAUUGUGUAUUUCUGUUACAUG
Branchiostoma floridae (Florida lancelet) is the source of this 3231-nucleotide messenger RNA. RefSeq names its product mitochondrial potassium channel ATP-binding subunit-like. Gene Ontology annotation, molecular function: ATP hydrolysis activity; ABC-type transporter activity; ATP binding. Gene Ontology annotation, cellular component: membrane. The record is from RefSeq and is a predicted model, not a curated record. The transcript is spliced from 10 exons. Gene Ontology annotation, biological process: transmembrane transport. The annotation marks the transcript as partial. NCBI's taxonomy places the organism in Eukaryota, Metazoa, Chordata, Leptocardii, Amphioxiformes, Branchiostomatidae.